CUUUUCUGACUUGGGUUGACAACAAAACAUGGACAUACAGUCCUCGUUAUGAGACAUCACGGUUUGUGAUGACACAUGCAGCAACAACGAUGCGGGCGGUCUUCCCCACGUAUUUAGAUCAUCGUGGGAAGAUAGAAAAACCGCUUGCUCCUCUGUUUGGAAAUACACAAUUGUAAAAAUAACACCACCAAAAUCAUUUGUCAGCAGAGGUUUCGCUUGAAGUGGAGUACAUCGGUGACAGUGUUAAAAAGGAUUAGCGGUGUACACUUGCCCCCGGAACCACGCGUAAUGUUUUAUCUUAAAAACAACUUUUUAUGAAGAAUUGUGACAUUUUGGAUUUAUAAAAUGCCAUUCAAGUGGAGACCGAAACGGACUCGUCGUUAUGACAUAUCAUCGAAGAAUUCAUUCAUAGUUGGUGUGUACCUGUUGGAUAUCAUUCUUGAAUGUACCCUGUCAUCUGAUAGUACAGGCCAGGAGUGCCUGGACAGCAUUGCACAGAGAAUUGACCUUGUGGAUACACACUAUUUUGGGCUGCGGUUCAUCACCAAGAAACUCCAGUUCCAAUGGGUAGAACUCAGCAAGCCCCUGAAGAAGCAGUUGGACAAGAUGGCCGAGGCUUCCCAUCAGCCACCUUGCCUCUACUUUGGUAUCAUGUUCUACGUGUCCGGCGCACACAAGAUCCCCGACGACACAGCCAGGUUCCACUACUACCUGCAGCUCAAGAAUGACGUCAUCGAUGGCCGUGUGCCGACUAGCUAUGAACAAGAGCUGCGUCUGGCAACCUUCAGUCUACAGGCGGAAUAUGGAGACUUUGAUUAUGAACGUCAUACAGUGGACUUCUUCAAGGACAACAAAAUUCAGCUGUUUCCCAAGACGAUGACAAAGAAUGAGCAGACCCUGCUUGAGCUGCUGAUGGAGGCCCUGAACAUGCAUUCCAGUCUCCAGGGCUACCACCCUCUGAAGGCUGAGAUACAGUACAUCAAGGAGGUACAGCUCAUGGAUGGAUAUGGCAUGGAAUACUACACGGCUAAAGAUGACCGAGGGAAGGAGUUGUACCUGGGUUCGUCCGUGACAGGUAUCUUUGCCCGCUACCUGGAUGGACAGGCUCCUAUCUUCUUCAGGUGGGGAGAAAUAGCCAAGUUGUCACAGAACAAGAAAAUGAUUGGAAUCGACACAUCCAAAAGCUCAGGUCAAUACCAGAUGGAGGACUCGGACAAUGCUAAGUAUUUCUCCCGUAUGGCACAGCUGCAGCUCAAGUUCUACAAGUCCAGCAAGAGCAACCUAAAUGGCAGCCUCACUGAUCUUCAUCUCGCUAGUAACGAACAUGAAGCAGCGAUUCAACCGGAUGUCCAGCAGGUAAUGCUGCCACAGUCCGACUCACAGGAACUGACAAACUCACAAACCUCCCUGGUAUACCUACAAGAACAAAGGUAUUCACAAGAGUUUCAGCAACAACAGCAACAUCAGCAACAACAACAACAUCAGCAUCAAUCACAGCAACAGCUGACAUCAGCUAUGAUGACUGAAGAUUACUACAACAACUCUCAACAAAGUCUUGACAAAUCUGUGCCCGAUGUCCAGCAGACGCCAAGAGCUGAGAGUGACCCUGGUAUCCAUGGUGGCAUGUAUGGUGGUCAGCAGACGCCAAUGCAACCAGCGGUGCAGACACCGGUGUCUCAGAAUAAUCCAAGAUCAGCCAUGUUGCCAGCCUACAGACCAGCCCCUACAUACGAGGCUGUCAUGAGACACCGUGUUACUCAUCAACAGCAGCAACAGCAACAACAACAACAGCAGCAGCAACAACCUGAUGUGAGUGGUCAGACCCUGGGGAACUCCCAAAUUUACACCCAUCCGGAGGGCGUGGCGUACAGUCAGCCUGAGAUCAGGCAGCAUGUGUCAUCGUAUCCCAGUGAGACACAGUAUGUUAAUGCUGCAGCAAUCCGAAACUACAGCCAUUCAAUCUAUGCAAACGUUUUCCAUGAUGGACACAAUUAUUACGCUUACAGAUCGGCAGAGAGAGGUAACAACCUUGCUGUUCACCCAACUUACAGUUCCCCAGAACUCAACACACAAGGACUGCCUGAACAGUAUUCAGACAAUCUGAUGAGUGAAUCUCUUGCCUACCAAUACCGUCCUCCUCCUCCCUACCCUCGAGCCAGCAGUAGCACUCCUGACCUGGCUGUACAGACAGGCAUCACUUCAGCCAAUCAGGCUCCAGACCUUUUACCGCAGCAGAACUCUGGGAAGAGCACUCUUGCUGCUCAGUCUCGAUUGGAUAAAAGUGUUGACAAUCUUUCUGAAGUUGUUCCUGUGGCAAAGGAUGUUGGAAGAGUGAUUCAGAUUGAGCAAGAUAAAGAGGACACUUCCAGUGAAAAUUCUUAUGCUACAUUUCAUGCCAAAGAGAGUGACAGUUCAGACAAUGAGAGUAUCAAGCGGGAGAGGGCAGGGUCGGAGAAGUCAAAGAUUCAGGUGUGUUUAGUGGCACCAAAGGAAGCCCCUCCGCCUUCCAAAUCCAAGGAGGUAGCUACUCUGAGAGAAAGUUUCCGACGGAUGAUGAUCGCCAGAUCGGGAUCAAUGAACAGUGGUAAGCAGAAGCCGGUGAUCCAUGUUACCUCUAGUGGAGGGAAAGACUCUGAGGUGAAAUCCACAAACAUAGAAAGCAGUCUUCCACGAGUAGAGGAGCAGACGGAUAGAGGUGUUCAGCAGAUGUCACUUGGAGAGAAGCAGACGACAGCUGAAGCCAAGCUUGGCCUGAGACCUCCCCCUCCAUAUAUAGCUCCCAGAGAGACUGGCAAAGGUCAGUCUGACAACAUUUCUAAGAAGAGUGACAGUGACGCUGAGAGUAUUCAGUGUCUGGACAUGACCAAGGUCAGUGAGGAGGCCGGCCACAAGGUCACAGGGUCCUUGGACUCCACCAACUCCCAGCAGGACAACGAUGACGGGUCAGACAGCGACAUCGGCUCUGUUGAUGAUGCGACGGUGAAGCGAGUUAACAUGGGCCCUCUGAAGGUGGCAGCCAUGAAUGGUCUAAGUCUGUCAAGACCCAUGGUGCUGGCCCUCAUGAACGAUGAAAGCAGAGCUCCCAAAGAUGAGAGGCGCAAGAUUCUAGAGAGUAAGAUCUCUGAGGGACAAGUGUUUGUGGAAUUUGAGGAGGUCCCAAAGAAAGCCCCCAAUCAGGAGUUUGCCAUUGCCAAACUUGCCACCAAUGAAUCGAGGAACAGAUUUAAAGACGUGCUUCCCUACGAUGCCACAAGGGUGAAACUGACUGCCAGGAAGGACAACCAAUAUGGAUAUAUUAACGCAUCUCAUGUGAAGCUUGAAGCAGAAAACAACGACUGGUGGUUCAUCGCAACACAAGCCCCACUGGAGAACACUGUUGCUGACUUCUGGCAAAUGGUCUGGGAGCAGGAUGUGAAUGUCAUCGCCAUGUUGACUGCACUGACGGAACUUGGGAAGAACAAGUGUUUUCCUUAUUGGCCCCAAGAAGCAGGAACAGAAACCAAGCAGAUAGUUGGUGAUUUCGAGGUGACGCUAGAGUUUACCGACAACUCCUUGUGCUAUGUGACAAGUCGCAUUGUGGUGCGCCACCUACCGAGCUCCAAGGAGAGGAUGAUCUGGCACCUGCAGUACACUGACUGGCCGGACCAUGGUUGCCCAGAGGAUGUCUAUGGGUUUCUAGGAUUUCUUGAUGAGAUAGAAUCUGUGCGCCGCUUGGCUGAGAGUGAGGAGGGGAGUGGGAAGAAGGCUCCAGUCAUCGUCCACUGCAGCGCUGGUGUAGGCAGGACUGGCGUUGUCAUCCUCACCAUGGUGAUGAAGUGGUGCCUGGAACACAACCAUAGUGUGGACCUUCCCAAGGCGCUGGAGGGUAUUCGCAAGCAGCGGAUGUACAUGGUACAGACUCUCGGGCAAUACCAGUUUAUCCACAAAACUCUCAUCCAGUACCUUAAGAACACAAGACUCAUCUAGUGCUCCCGACAUGAACUGCUUCACCAAAACGAGCUUUCAAAAUACUGAACACGGUUUUACCAUUGAGAUUGGGACUGGGAAAUUUUGUCAUUAACAAGCUAGUGUCAUGAGACCAAGAAAGAUUUUUUUGUUUAUAGUGAUAUAUACUUUAUUCUUGUUGUGAUCCUUCUUGUAGGUCUUAACAGCUUUAAAUAUUUCAUUAAUGAUGUUUUUCAUCACUUCAAUGGUCCAGCAUAGACAAAAUUCUCAUUCAUUACCAAUAAUCCCUCCAGUAACAGGUGCCCUUAUUAAUCUUGAUUAUAUUUUUGUCAUCAAAGCAUUUUGAUCAAAAUGUGCCUUCACACAAAGCUAGAAGCCUUAUACUGUACAAAAUAAUCAGGAUCUCCUUCAAUACUGAUUUCAAAUUCCAUUUUCUAAUUAAAAGAGACAAAGUUGUAUUGUAAGGUUGUUGAUAAGGUUGCAUGGAUGUGAUGAUUUAUUGGUUGGCAUGGAGAUUAAUGGCAAACAUACUUGGCCUUCCUGCUACUUAUCUAUUUAAGAAGCAUUCCGAACAUAUAUUAUAGCUUAGGGGCAGUGAAUGGUGACGUAUCUUUAGGAUUCAGUUGCCAGUUCUCUCCCUUUGACUGUAUGCUGUGUAUGAGCUUUGUCGCUGCCAUGUCUUAAUGCAUUUAGCAACUUUUAGUGCCUGGUUGUCGUAUAAUCAUGGAGCAAGGUUUUAACAUUUUCAGGCUGUAGUAUCUAUUACUUAUGACAAAUAUUGCCAUGGAUAUUUUGUCCAAAUCUAAAGCUGUUUGUCCAGUGUUCAGAAUACGCACCUGCCCAUAGGUCCAUGGCAGGUAGAUGUCAAGUUGAGCUAUUGUAUCUAAAUUGUACGGGUACUAAUUGCCCACUGAAACUUUACUUGUGGAUCUAUUUGCCACACUAUGAUGCAGGUUGUUAUUUUUAAUGUGGGCCUAAAGAGACUAGUCAGAGCCUGAAGCUUCUAAAGUCUGAGGCUCCUCAUGACAGCCUAGCUAUUAUUCUUUAUUUUUAGACUGAACGUUUCUAUGGCAACAUGCCCACCAUGAACAAAUGUUGGUCAAAUACUGAUUUUCUGUUCUCAGAAAAUAUGCAAUAAUAAUGUUAGAUGACACAGUUCUGUUAAAGGAAUCACAUUGAUAUUUCAAGUGCUCAAUAUGUCUACAGGAACAUUAUCGUCUUCGCGAACAAAUGUUGGUCAAAUACUGAUUGUGUUGUUAUAGAUAUGAAAUAAUAAUGUUAGAUGACACACUCCUGUCAUAUCAUAGGGAUCAGAUCGAUAUGUUUGAUAUUACAGUCUGAUGUUUUUGUAAUCAAUGUAUGUUAUAAAGAAUUUGUGUUUCACCAGGAAACAAAUUGUAAAUAGUAUGUGAACUGUAUUAUAAGUAGUUAAUGCCUCACACACAUACUCAAAUGUUGUGUAAAAAGCGUAUCACAGUGUUUGAAAUCUGACAAGGAGCAGUAGACUGACCUUUAGCAUGCAGCCAUUGAACUCAAAACAUUGGCACAAGUUAAUGCACAAACAGCCAACGAGCAUUAUUAUAAGGCUAUAAGAACAAUGUGUUAAUUACAUGGAAUACAGUAUUUGUAUAUUAGCAUCAAGGUGUGAUAUAUUGGUAGUGAUACGGGAUGAUAUCUCAUUGUGAUUUCUUCAGAAUGAUGCAAUACAGAGCGCAGAUCAAACAUGUUCCAUCCAAUAUUAACUGUAGUAUAGACAGUGAUAGUAUAGACACUGGGGUUGAGGGACUUGCUGGCUGUAGUCCGAAGAACAAACCGAAGUAGAUUUUUUUGUAUUUGUAAGUUGGAAUCUCAAUCAGUCCCUCAUAAUAUGGGAAAUUGUGUUUUCUUUGAUAAAAAUGAUUAAUUUUGAAUAUGAUAAUUGUAUAUUUGCUUUCAUAUCUAUUUAUUCCUUUCAUGUACUGUGUGUUAAUGUGCUUUGCAUUUAGUUAUUUCUACCCCAGUGCUGGAGCUAGGGUGUGUUCAUUGUCAGAAACAGUGCUUCCGUCCUCUGCACCAUGUCUUAAGUUGACUCUGGGCAGCAUGAUUCCCAUAUACCUUGUGUAAUGACAAGGUCCUACCAGAUAUGGAUGUAUAUAUUCAGUUUCGCAAAAACAUACACUAAACAUUUGUGUGAACAAAUAUUACAUGCUAUUUUUGUAAUUCGGACUUGCUGUGUAUAACUGCAAGAUGUCUGACGGCAUUAAUCACCCAUUUACUCACUGUAACGCGUUUAAACUAUGACAUAGAUAUGUAAAAUCAUUAUUUUGUUUUGUGUGCAGAAAAUGCCAUAUUGUAUAUCAGUGUUCACUACCAGAGUUUAGGUCCACAUCAUGUCAUCACAUCUGUUGUGGUGUAUGGCUUCCAUUCUGGAAUUGUACCCUGAAACCACCAAAAUCCUGUAAAUGUAUGGAUCAGGACAAUUUUUACUGUGUCAUUUGAUCACUGAAAUCUGAUCUCUUUGACUGUUUGUUAAUUCAACUUUUAUGAAUUUUUAAAGGAAAUUCAAACCACUUUUAUGCAACAGGUAUUUUCAUUCAAACAGUCAGUAUAUUGAUGAUUAUCAUCUAUUCUUUGAUGUAAACAGUUUAAGAAAACUAUAUUCCUUCUGACGAUGGGGUCGCUUACAGGAAAUAUCCCAACCCCAAACUUUUGAUAAGUGAGUCCAAUAUGGACCUACACCUAACACUAUGGUACUGCAUUCAACCAAAUAAAUACCCUAGACACUCUCACUACACUCAGGUCAAGUGAAGUGCAGGUUGCUUAUGAGGUUGAAUAUGGUAAUUAUUAAAGAUGCUGAUGUUAUAUAAAAGUUGACACUGCCAUAUUAGUUUUUUCAAACUGCAUAUUUCCAUAUAAUGGGAUGGGCCUAGUCAGUGCUUUGGCAGUGUUUAUAGAGUUUUGUACAUAGUAGAGACAUCAUUUCAUUUUACAUUUGUCAUUCAGCAACUUUGUGGUACUGUAUUUUUCGUACUUUUAGACUGAAUAACCUUUUACAAAAGUAUUCAGAGACCCAUCAAUACCCAUGCAUUCCUUGGGGUCUGGUGAUUCAUUGCAGGGUAGAGAACUAUAAAAUAUUUUAGUGUUGUGAAUGUGAAGUGAAAUUGUGUUAAAACAGGGUAGAUCUCCCUCCAGGUUGGUGUCAGAUGUUUGAAAGAUUCCUUUCAAUAUUAGUUGCUGCACCCCUCCUAACUAGACACCUACUUUCCACUAAUGCCUUAUAUUUUCAUUGUGAUAAAUGCAGAAUUUUGUAUAGUUGUUCAUUUGUAAAUAUUGAACUGAUCUAUAUUCUAGAACCAUUUAUAUUUCACAAACUUUUUGACUGUAUUUUACACAUAUAUUUGAUGUCAGUUAAACCUGAGUAAUGCCACUUGAUGACAAUGGUGAUUUUGCAAGGGGAGGUGGCUUUCCCUGAAAAGUUGUCUCCCUUGUGCUGGUUUCCGUUUUCAGUUUCAGCAAUCCCUUCAUCAUUGAGCUAUGCGCAGAAACAGUUUGGAUCUUUCAGCAAAUAGUGACAUUUCGUGAAAAUCUAGAACUAUUGUUCACCUUGUAAGUUUGAAAAAGAGCUGGAUGCAAACUUGAAAAUCUAGGACAAAUCAGUGAAAAGGUAUAUGAGUCACAUAUACCACUCAAAGAAGUUAAACACCACCUGAUUCUAUAGUUAUCGUUAAUCUGUCAUAGGUUUGCAGAUUAACUAUAGAAAUAUGAAUGAACUGGGUGUUUUUUUAACUUCUUUUGAAGAACAUGCAUUUUUUUCAAGCUAUGUAAUUCAUGAUAUCGUUCAAUAAGUUGUUUGGAAAAUAUCAGUGCAGAAAAAAGUGCUCCAGAAAAGUUCAGUUCUUUAACAUUGUUGGAGGUAAACCGUAGUCCUUUACUGAACUCUAACUUGUUGGUGUAAAGUAAUACUUGCAUGAAUAAAGCAUAUUUAAGACAAUUUAUUCCCAUUCAAUAAAGGUGGGAAUCCAUGUAGCAGUUCACAUUGUGUGCUAAGCUUCAAUCGUGUUUGGUCUUCAUAAGCCUGACUGUCUCAUAUUUUCAUCUUCAGUUGGAAGUGCAUGUUCUAAACCUGCUAAAGAGGGACUCUCUUAGGGCAUGAAAUAGUGUGGCAGUAUGAUACACGGGAAAUCAUGCAAUGAAAUUCAUGAUUCAUUGGAAAUCCUAAACAUUUUUGUAUAUAAUACAAAUGAUGCAUGUUCUUGAAUUCAAGGUCUUGUAUUAUUUUCAUCCUAGUUUUUGCCAGCUUGAACAGUAUUUUAAAGGAAGCAUGUUACUACACUGAAGAAUGGAAGAAAUUCUAUUGUUACUUGUGUGAUUUGUUAUUCACAUCCGGCCUGAAAAGUGCCUUUUAUAACAAAAAUGAAAUAAAAUCUUCAAGAAAAUA
Messenger RNA from Haliotis rubra (blacklip abalone), 8362 nucleotides. Its product is annotated as tyrosine-protein phosphatase non-receptor type 21-like. NCBI's taxonomy places the organism in Eukaryota, Metazoa, Mollusca, Gastropoda, Lepetellida, Haliotidae. The record is from RefSeq and is a predicted model, not a curated record. Gene Ontology annotation, molecular function: protein tyrosine phosphatase activity. Gene Ontology annotation, cellular component: cytoskeleton. Gene Ontology annotation, biological process: protein dephosphorylation.